UAGAAACUGAUAAAGUUUAUGAAUUAUCCAGUUAGCGAUAAGGGUCGCUAGCCCAUUUUAAUGCAUACCACGAGCAAAUUGCUAAACAUCUGAUAAUAGUUUAGAUAAGUUCGUAAAAACAUAUGUGUAUUCGAAAAAGAACCAUUCGUAACACUCGCUGACAUUGCCGCGCAAUGUUGUGACGGGUGGUUUUGUUUUGAUCGUGCACAGACCCAGAACAAAUAUAAAUACACGAAAAACCGGUAUCAAAAUCAUUCCGGCUAUUUUGUUUUGUUAGUUGUGUAAUUGUUUCCUUCUGAUAUCAAGCACACUAAAAGAAUAUUUAAAAAAUGCCCAUUACAACUUCACUCCGUUAUCUGGCACGGGGAAUGUAUAAUCGGUGGUACGGGUUAAUAAUUCCACGCAAUAUACACACUACAGUGCAGCUUUUACACGGUGAAUACGAAUGGCAGGAUCCCAAAAGCGAGGACGAAGUCGUAAAAAUAACGUACAUCGAUAAGGAUGGCAAGGAAACGACGGUUCGGGGGAAGGUCGGAGACAAUGUGCUUUAUCUUGCUCAUCGAUACGGUGUCGAAAUGGAGGGCGCUUGCGAGGCUUCGCUGGCCUGUACCACCUGUCACGUGUACGUGCAGGAAGAGUACCUCGAUCGUUUAAACGAACCGGAGGAGAAGGAAGACGACCUGCUCGAUAUGGCACCAUUUUUGCGGGAAAACUCCCGGCUCGGGUGCCAGAUUGUGCUGCAAAAAGAUCUAGAAGGGAUGCGGUUACAGCUUCCGCAAGCAACGCGAAAUUUCUACGUCGACGGACACAAACCAAAGCCGCACUAGUUUUGUUUUAAUUUUUUUUUGUGUUGUUAGUUUUAUAGCGUAUAGGUUGGUUGUAAAAUUUUCGUUAGAUAGAGCUAAAGAGACGUUCGUUCAAAGGCAAAAAAUGGCGAACGUUAGUUUCUGCGUGCCAGGCAACCGUUAAAUUCAGUGAACAAAAUUACAAUAAAAAAAACGUUACAUAUGAGACGUUUAAUAAUAGGCGACGGAUACAUCCAAUCCCCUUUACUUUCAAGCCGAUCGCACGCAUCACUGAUGGGCAUUUUCUCUUUGCUUCUUGACCAGAAUUUCCGGUUUCAUCUCGAUCUGGGCUGUCUUAGAUUUUCGCAAAAAAAAAACAUUAUACAAUUUGCAUAGCUGUACAUAAACCGGGUGCAUCUUCUAAUGCUGCUGACCACUAGGCGAAGGGUCGAAAUAGAAGCAUUAAAAAAAAGAUCAGGGGGAAGUUUCUAAACAAGUCUUAGGGGCAGUGCGGUUUGACUAGUUUCUCUUCAAGGUCAACUUUUUCUUUCGACACACACGCACCUAAUAGUGCGCGAAAAAAACUCUUGUUAAAGGCUU
Molecule: messenger RNA, 1385 nt
Organism: Anopheles funestus (African malaria mosquito)
Lineage: Eukaryota; Metazoa; Arthropoda; Insecta; Diptera; Culicidae
Gene: Fdx1
Product: adrenodoxin-like protein 1, mitochondrial
Exons: 3
Coding region: 330-827 (165 amino acids)
Biological process (GO): positive regulation of oxidoreductase activity; P450-containing electron transport chain
Cellular component (GO): mitochondrion
Molecular function (GO): 2 iron, 2 sulfur cluster binding
Source: RefSeq, a predicted model, not a curated record